Molecule: messenger RNA, 4158 nt
Organism: Toxorhynchites rutilus septentrionalis
Lineage: Eukaryota; Metazoa; Arthropoda; Insecta; Diptera; Culicidae
Exons: 5
Coding region: 1-4158 (1385 amino acids)
Biological process (GO): DNA integration
Molecular function (GO): nucleic acid binding
Source: RefSeq, a predicted model, not a curated record
AUGGUUAAACGAACGCUUAGGAAGAAGAGGAAAAUUACCGACGACGGUAUCUUUUCGCCCGAGAGUGACCUGCAACAACAGUCAGUGUCGGGAAAUGGAUUGCAACAGGAUCCAGCAGUGCAAAAUCAGCAACAGCAGCCGCAGCUACCGACAUUCAUUCGUCCACAGAUGUUUCCGCCAACACAACCUCUACCUAACCUCCCGCAACAGCAACAAAAUUUCACGUCGAUCGAUCCAACGAUGUUGCAAUUUUUGCAACAAAUGCAACAGUCAUUGCAACAGCAGAUGCAGCAACAAUUUCAAGCGCAGGUGCCGACGAACCCGGAGCAGAUUCUUGAUUCGCUGGCGAGCAAUAUCAUCGAAUUCCGGUACGAUCCGGAUCAACACAUCACAUUUGCUGGAUGGUACGUGCGAUACCAGGAUUUGUUUGCGAAAGAUGCCGUUCGACUCGACGAUGAAGCAAAGGUGAGAUUGCUGCUGAGAAAACUGGGGCCGUCAGAGCACGAGCGAUAUACCAGCUAUAUCCUACCGAAAAGCCCCAACGAAGUGAAGUUCGACGACACGGUGAGUAAGCUGAAGAGUUUAUUCGGUAUCCCAGAAUCCGUGAUCAGCAAACGGUAUCGGUGCUUGCAAGUCACGAAGCAAGCCACCGAAGACUACAAAACGUUCGCAUGCCGGGUGAACAAGCUGUGUGUCGAAUUUGAACUGGAGAAGCUUUCGGAGGACCAGUUCAAAUGCCUCGUGUUUGUAUGUGGACUGAAGGCAGAAAGCGAUGCGGAAGUCAGGACCAGGUUGCUGAGCCGAAUCGAGGAGCGGAACGACAUUACGUUGGAGCAGAUUUCCGAUGAAUGUCAACGUCUUCUGAACCUUAGGCACGAUACGGCGAUGAUAGAGGCAGCGUCUUCGUCGACAGCAGUGCAGGCAGUUAGACGAAAGCAGUUCGAUGGGAAGCAUUCCCGCGCAGGACGGGGAUCGCCAGAGUCAAGAUCUUCAAAUCAGCGGGGUGCCGGUCUAGCAGCGCCUUGUUGGAACUGUGGUGCAAUGCAUUAUUCGAGAGACUGUCCUUUCAUCAGACAUCGGUGCAAAGAUUGCGGUCAAAUGGGCCACAAAGAUGGGUACUGCGCUAGUGCCAAGAAGGUGAAGUCUCCAGGCAAGCGCCACCCAUCCAAGCUGAUGGUAACGAGAAGUGUGCAAGUAAAGAACGUUCGAAAGCGAAGGAGAUUUGUGAAGGCGGAAGUAAACGGCCGGCAGAUCAGUCUUCAACUCGACACUGCCUCGGACAUCAGCGUCAUUUCCGAGCAGACAUGGAGGCAGAUUGGAAUGCCAACAACAGGCCCUGCGACAGUCCAAGCUGCCACAGCCUCGGGCAAGCCCUUGAAGCUAGAAUUCGAAUGCUUAUGUGAAGUUGUGAUCAAGGGGGAGAGGCGUCAUGGUCGAUUCUUUGUGGUUAAGCAGAAACUCAAUCUGCUUGGACUGGAUCUAAUCGACACGUUCAACCUCGGAUCGUUGCCUAUGGAUCAGUUUUGUAAUCAAAUCAACAUCUAUCCAACAUCAAUCAGCGCGCUCCAAGCAGCUUUUCCAACGGUAUUCAGCGACGAUCCAGGGUUGUGCUCGAAGGUGAAGGUGAAGUUCACGUUGAAGGAAGGUAAAUCCCCAGUGUUUCGACCGAAGCGACCAGUGGCUUAUGCCAUGUGCAACACAGUCGACACAGAGUUGGAUCGACUUGAACGAGCCAACAUCAUUACACCGGUCGAUUUCUCGGAGUGGGCAGCCCCAAUCGUCGUUGUUCGCAAGGCAAGUGGCGCGAUCCGUAUAUGUGGGGACUACUCUACAGGCCUCAAUGACGCUCUGCAGCCGCAUCAGUACCCACUUCCUCUGCCGCAGGACAUUUUCGCUAGGCUGGCGAACUGCAACGUCUAUAGCCAGAUCGACCUCUCAGAUGCGUUCUUGCAGGUGGAGGUGGACGAAAGUUGUCGCGAGUUGCUCACAAUCAACACACAUCGAGGUCUUUAUCGGUACAAUAGGCUUCCACCAGGUGUCAAGGCGGCACCUGGAGCUUUUCAGCAGCUCGUAGAUACGAUGCUGGCUGGACUAAGCUGCACGUCUGGAUAUCUCGACGAUGUUCUCGUUGGCGGGGUUGACGAAGCGGAUCAUUGGCGCAAUCUUCGAGCCGUCCUUCGUCGAAUCCAGGAGUUCGGAUUCACCAUUAAAGCGGAAAAGUGCUCGUUCGGUCAACAUCAGAUCAAAUAUCUGGGACAUCUCAUCGACGGAUCGCCUCCGGCCCCAAAAGAUGUCACUGGAGUUCGAUCGUUUCUGGGAGCGAUAAAUUACUACGGGAAAUUCGUCCCGAGUAUGCGUACGCUGCGAUAUCCGCUAGAUGAGCUCCUAAAAACCGACAAAAAGUUCGUCUGGUCAGCGGAAUGCGACAAGGCCUUCUCCACGUUCAAGCAGAUUCUCACCUCAGAUUUGCUUCUGACGCACUAUAACCCACAACGCGAGAUAGUGGUACCAGCGGAUGCGUCAUCGGUUGGAGUUGGAGCGACCAUCAGCCACAAGUUUCCAGAUGGGUCGAUGAAAGUUGUUCAACACGCUUCCAGAGCACUAACAGCCGCUGAACAAGCCUACAGUCAGCCAGAUCGUGAAGGACUGGCGAUUAUCUUCGCUGUUACCAAGUUCCACAAGAUUUUACACGGCAAACCGGCUACAACGCUGGGACUCCAGUUACUGUUAUACGAUUUCAAUAUCGUCUACAUAAACACAACGAAAUUUGGUAGCGCCGAUAUUCUGUCACGGUUGAUCAAUCAACACGUCAAGCCGGAAGAAGAUUUUGUAGUAGCCAGCAUCAUAACUGAAAACGACGUAAGAUCAAUUGCAUUAGAUGCAGUUACCGCUCUUCCUCUCAAUUUCAGAACAAUACAGCACGCCACCCGUUCCGAUCCUGUUCUUAGCAAGGUCUAUCGUUUCGUCCAGCAAGGAUGGCCGCAGUCAAAAACGGCCAUUCGAAAUCGUUCACUUCAGCAGUUCUUCGAUCGGAGUGGUUCACUGUCUACGGUUCAAGGGUGCGUGAUGUUUGCUGAACGUUUAGUGAUCCCGAGCGAGUUUCGGGCGCGUUGCCUACAACAUCUUCAUCGAGGUCAUCCUGGUAUCCAGCGCAUGAAGGCGAUCGCGCGCAGCUUCGUCUACUGGCCGUCGAUCGAUUCGGAUAUCGCUGCGCAUGUCAAAGCGUGUCGUAACUGCGCAGCUGCAGCCAAGAGUCCACCCAAAAUACCGCCGCUGUCGUGGCCCAAGUCAACGCAUCCGUGGCAGCGCGUUCACAUUGACUACGCAGGGCCUAUCGAAGGAGACUAUUUCUUGCUCAGCGUCGAUUCAUACUCCAAGUGGGUCGAAAUCAUCAGAACGAAGUCGAUCACAGCAUCUGCAACGAUCGGAAUUCUACAAAGUCUCUACGCUCGCCUCGGUAUGCCAGAAACGCUUGUAAGCGACAACGGUACGCAAUUCACUAGUGCCGAGUUUGCACAGUUUUGUCUUGAGUACGGUGUCGACCAUGUGACAACCGCACCGUUUCAUCCGCAAUCCAACGGGCAAGUUGAACGGUUCGUAGACACAUUCAAGCGAGCGAUCAAGAAGAUUCGAGAGGGAAAAGGACCAAUCCAGAACGCUUUGGAUAUUUUUCUGAUGACUUAUCGAACAACACCAAACGUGUCAGCACCAGAAGGCAAAUCUCCGUCCGAAGUUAUGUUUGGGCGCAGACUUCGUACCAGUUUGGACUUACUUCGUCCACCAGCUGUUCGGGAAACAAUUAGUGAAACUGUUCCAAGGUCGUUCAAGCAAGGUGAUGCGAUCUACGCCAAGGUGCACUCCAAGAACUCAUGGAGAUGGGCACCAGGGGUCAUUCUAGAGCGGGUUGGACAGGUGAUGUUCAACGUGUGGAUUGAGAGUAGCCGGAUGAUUCGUUCGCAUAUCAACCAGCUUCGAAACCGAACAGAAUCUGGCGCCAAAACUUCUAGCUCGAUGCCUUCCAAGGUAGUUCCUUUGUCCCCUGCAACGACUGCUCUAUCAUCCAGACCUACUGAAGUGGAAACAGCUGUACAGGUACCUCGUCGCUCUUCACGUCUGCGAAGACCGCCGAUAAGGUUUGACCCGUACCAGCUGUAUUAA